Macrobrachium nipponense is the source of this 462-nucleotide messenger RNA. RefSeq lists its product as uncharacterized. The transcript has a single exon. The record is from RefSeq and is a predicted model, not a curated record. NCBI's taxonomy places the organism in Eukaryota, Metazoa, Arthropoda, Malacostraca, Decapoda, Palaemonidae. Bases 1 to 462 code for a protein of 153 amino acids.
AUGGAUGUGUUAAGUGAAGAGAUUAGGGAUAAAGAGCUGUGGGAGUUGUUGUACGACGACGAUCUGGUGAUUACUGAUGAAAAUGAAGACCUAAAGAGAAGGUUUGGAGGGUGGCAGGAGUCUGUAGAGGUGAGUGUGAAUAAAACAGAAGUUAUGGUGAGUGGUUGGGAAGAUAGAGGCAGAAUUGUAAUGCAAGAAGGAAGAAACUCUAAUACAAUACAGGCGGAAACGUUUAGAUACCUAGGAUCUACUUUAAGCCAAGAGGGAGCAUGUGAGACUGAAGUUAACAGUAGGAUAAAAGCAGCGUGGGGGAAGUGGAGAGAGGUAGCUGGGGUAGUAUGCGAUAAGAAAAUGCCAAUUAAGCUCAAAGUCAAGAUCUACAGCCCAGUGAUAAGACCAAUGUUAAUGUAUGGAGCAGAAACAUGGGCUUUAAGAAGAAAAGAAGAAGUAAACCUUGAGUGA